Messenger RNA from Linum tenue, 1463 nucleotides. The record is from the annotation of a GenBank genome assembly. Lineage: Eukaryota; Viridiplantae; Streptophyta; Magnoliopsida; Malpighiales; Linaceae.
UUUCAAUACGAUCCGGCAGCUUAUCUCUUUCGAUUCACCAACUGCCGGCGUGAAAUUUUCUUCUGGGGGUUUCUCUAGUUCAGGAGAAGAAGGCGAUUAAAGCCGUCGGCAACCUGGUCCGAGCAUCUGGAAUCCAACAUCAUCAUUUCUCUUCAACAACUACUCAAACGAGAGUCAGGAGAAGCCAUAUAUUGACGGAGUUGGAUAUACAUUUGGUUUAUCUCAUGUUUGCUCAGAAGCUAAUCAAUGGCAGUAGUAUGCAGAAAUCCUUGCCUUUGCUUCACCCUCUUCGGAAUUUUUCGCUCUGGUCUAUGAAGAAGGACCCUGAUCUUGAAGCUGCUCUAUCUAGAAACCGUAGAUGGAUUGUCAACAAUCAAAUAAAGAACAUGAUUCUAAGAUGUCCGGGCCAAGCUGCCUCUGUCAAAUAUCUGCAGAAGAGGUUCAGGACUCUUGAUCUUCAAGGUAAAGCCGUCAAUUGGCUCAAGAAAUACCCUUGUUGUUUCGAUGUCUAUCUACAGAAUGAUGAGUACUACUGUCGAUUGACUAAGAGGAUGCUGUCAUUAGUGGAGGAGGAAGAAUCUGUUAAAGAUAUGCAGGAGCCCUUUUAUGUCGAGCGGCUAGCCAAGUUGUUGAUGAUGAGCACUAACCAGAGGAUCAAUGUUGUCAAACUUAACGAGCUGAGAAGAAAUUUGGGGUUUCCAGAUGAUUACAUAAUUAGAAUUCUCCCCAGAUACCCGGACAUGUUUCGACUUGUCAACCACACUGGGAGAAAGAGUUCAAUGGAGAUUGAACUUUUAUCAUGGAACCCAGACUUUGCAGUUUCUGCUGUGGAAACCUCAGCAUUGGAGAGAGGUUGCAGCCCUUGUUUUUCAUGUUCUCUGCCUUCAUCUUGGGUUCAAUCAUGGGAAAGAUUUCAUGAAUUCAAUGCCAUCCCGUAUGUGUCACCUUACGAUCGUGCCAGGGGAUUGGUCGAAGGUGCUAAGGAGACGGAGAAACGAACUGUGGGUUUGGUACACGAAUUGCUCUCGCUGACUUUGUGGAAGAAGAUGUCAAUCGUUAAGCUGGGGCACUUCAAAAAAGAGUUCAGUUUACCAGACAAAUUGAAUGUUCUGUUGUUAAAGCAUCCUGGCAUAUUCUAUGUGUCCAACAAGUACCAGAUAUACACGGUUCUUCUGAAAGAUGCAUAUAAUGGCUCGGAACUAAAAGAGAUGGAUCCUCUUGUUGUUGUUAAGGGGAAAUUUGGUGAGUUGAUGCAAGAAGGACUUCAUGAGUAUAACCAGCGACACUAUUUAAUGAAUUUAGAGAAACAGAAGAAGAAUGGUUUUGUUGCUGCAAGGUCUGGGAAAAAGAAGGAUAGAAGUACUGAAUCAUCAGAACAAGAUAGAGAUAAGGUUAGUGGUUUGUUCAACCCUGAAGAAAGAAAAAGGUUUUAUAAGGUUCUUUUUGAUGAUGCUGGCCCAUGA